UUUAUGUGAUUGAAAUCUGAAAUAUGGCUGCAUCGUACGUCGUGUUUGAUUCGAAAUUGUUGCCGCGAAUGUAAAAAGUCAGCUAAGUCAUGGAAGAAACUAUGGAAUUAGAGGGAAAAACAAACGUAGGAGCGUCAGAUUCUGAAUCUUCAGAUGACGAAGACAAUUUAGUACAAGAGAAAGAAUUGGCUGAGAAGAUUGCAGAAAGUCCAUAUGUAUAUGACAAUCAUGUAAAGCUAAUCGAAUUGAUGAAAGAGACUGGUGAGUUAGAAAAACUGAGAGAUGCAAGGAACGCUAUGGCCAAGAUAUUUCCACUGUCCGAAGAUUUGUGGCUGGAAUGGGUACAAGAUGAGGUCAAGCUAGCUUCUUCAGAAGAUGACAAACAGAUGGUACUUGAGGUGCUGGAUAGAGCUGUAUCUGACUACCUUUCUGUUGAUCUUUGGCUUGAGUACUGCCAGUUUACCAUUGGUGGCAUUGGAACAGAUGUGGGACUUGCUAAAGCACGGGAUACAUAUGAAAGUGCAGUCCGUGUUGCUGGGCUACACGUUACUCGCGGUUCACUAAUAUGGGAUUCUUACCGCGUUUUUGAAAAUGCCAUUCUGCAAAGUUUGCAGCCUCAAAUUGGAGCUGUGCAGACCAGUGACCAGCAGAAGAAACUACAAGAACAAAUAGAGAGGAUUGAGAGAAUAUUCAGACGACAGCUUAGUACGCCUCUUCUGAAUAUGGAAGAGACAUAUCAAGAAUUCCAACAGUUUGUAACAGAUGGUGUUCCAAAAGAUCUGACAGAUAAAUACAACAAAGCUUUAUGCCAACUAAAAGCAUACAAUAAGUAUGAAGUAGCUCUAAGCAAAGCAGAAUCUCCAAGGUUAGCCGAGUAUGAGAACUACAUCAGAGCAAUCAAGUCUAAAGGCGAUGUUGGCAGGCUCCAGUGCCUCUAUGAACGGGCUCUCGUUGAAAACUGGCAGAAUCCAGCGAUGUGGAAGGCUUACACUGAAGCCAUGGAUGAUGAUUAUCGAGCCAAUCAUGAGAAGGUGUUGAAAGAUGAUGAGAAUAAAUUUUAUCGUUACCAUCAAUCUCUUGGCAGCAAGGAAACAAGGCAAGAUAUACAGACUACAGAUGAAGAUAUGAAAGUGGACAGCAGUCUCCAGAAAAGUGAUGAAGGUGGCACUGAAGAAGAAAGAAACCAGAUAGAUGAUCAGUCACUCCUCAUGAUCCAUAAGAGAGCUGUCAGGAAUUGUUCCUGGUCAGCAGCUCUUUGGGUCGGUUACCUACAAACUUUAGAAAGAGUGAAACAAUCGCAUAGUGAAAUACAAGGAGUGUUUGAGGAUGCGAUUUUGGCUGGUUUCAGUAGUUCUGGUGAAUACCUAGAUGUUUGGACAAGUUAUCUUAAUUACCUGAAAAGACGAAUUGAAUGGAAAACAGGUGGAGCUCCUCUGCAAGAGUUUCGAGAUACCGCACAGAGAGCCAUUGACUUCUUGAGUCGUUACUUUGGUGAUCAGGGUGAUGAACUGUGUACAUUGCAGAGGUACUGGGCCAAAGUUGAGACCCAUUACAAUAACAACCUUGAAUGUGGUAGAGAACAGUGGUCGAAGAUUCUAGAAUCCAACAAUGGUUAUAAAGCAGAAUAUUGGCUUGAAUAUUACCAAUUUGAGCUAAAAUAUGGAGAUCUUCAGACAUGCCGUGAAGUGCUACAACAGGCUGUUGAUCUAGAGACCGACUGGCCGCAGAAGAUCUGUGAAACUCUACUCAACUUUGAGCGGGAGUAUGGCUCGCUGAAUUCAUAUGAGGAGGCUGUGUGCAAAGUGCAGGCCAUUCUUGAAGCUGCGGAGAAAUACAGAGCGAAGGCAGCAAAGAAAGCAGAAAAGAAAUUUUCCAAAGGUGGCAACAAAAACUGGCAGAGUAAAAGCAAACCAGAUUAUGAGGGUAGAGUCCAAUCAGAAUGGAAGAAACAAGAAGUCAUUGGGAAGGAGGGACAAGAGGCACAGAAAAGAGGUAAAGGGAAAAAGAACAAGGCAAGAAAGAAAAGGGAACGUCAGAAAAGUAAUGAAAAAACAGAAGAAGGGUCUAUUGAGACAAGUAAAAGAGAAUCGACAAAAAGAAAGGCUGAGACAGAACCAGAGGUAUCAGCUAAGCAGGCUAAACUGGAUGAAGAAGGUUUUAAGGUACCAACCCUCCUCAUGUCUCCGACCCCCAAGUCGCCCACCAAAUCAGCCCAGAAACAAGCACCUGUCAUGCAACCACCACCUAUCACACAACCGCCACCAGAACCAACAUCAUCGAAGGAGGUAAUAAAGGAUAAUACUACAGAGACUUUGCCAAAGGAGGCUGGUCAUAGCUACAAUGACAACCUGACAGUGUUUGUGAAAAAUCUAAGUUAUAACAUAACAGAUGAAAAGAUACGCUCUGUAUUUAAUCAAUGUGGAGAAAUUACUGAUGUGAGGAUGAAGGUUGGAAACAAAAACAAGUUCAGAGGGUUUUGUUAUGUGGAAUUUAAAGACGAGGCAUCGGUAGUGAAGGCUUUACAGCUGGAUCGUCAUGAAAUCGAUGGGCGCCCUUUAUAUGUUGACCCUAGUGUAGACAAAUCAAAAGGUGAUAAACCAAAGGCGAAACAGUUCAAGUGGGACACAGGUCUUGACCAGAAAAAGCUCUUCAUCUCCGGCUUACCAAGAACCACCACUAAAGAAGACCUUCAGGAAAUGUUUGCGAAGUAUGGGACUGUAAAAGACGUGAGGAUUGUUACCUACCGAAGUGGCGUACCAAAAGGACUUGCAUUUGUGGAGUAUGAGAAAGAGAGUGAGGCAUCAAGUGCAGUCUUAGGAGCUGAUGGCACUGUCAUAGGCGAGCACACUAUUGCUGUUGCUAUUAGCAACCCUCCUUCAAGAAAACCACCUUCAGACUCAACUAAAGAGGGUGCUGCACAACCAGUUUCCCUUGGAGCAAAAGGUAUUUCAGGACCAAGAGGCAAGAGUAGAACGCAAAUAUCACUCGUUCCAAGGGCUGUACAGCGCCCUCAACCUACAAAAACUGUGAAACAAACAACUGAAACAUCAGCAGCAGAUGCAACAGAAGAAGCUCUUGAAACAUCAAAGCCUAAAUUGACGAAUGCUGACUUUGCUAAAAUGUUGUUGAAAAAAUAGCGAAGCUUCAUUGAAACAAAAAAAAAAAGACAUUGUCAAAAGUGACACUUCGAGAAAGAUAAAUUUUACUUUUCGAGAAGAUUUUAAAAGAAGAUAAUUUUAAGAGAGAUUCAUUUUUUAAGUGUAAUCAAUUAAAGUGCCACAGUUCUGUCGUAGAGAUUCUGAUAAUUUUCUGAUUACUGCAACCAUUUUAUGAUAAAAUAUUCUUAUUACCUGCUACUAUGUUAUACUGUAAUUAUUAUUGUGAUUAUUAUUAUUUAGUAAUAAAAAUAAUAUUUUUAUUAUUAAUUUUAUUCUUUUAUUUUUUAAGUAAAUACUUUCAAGAGGAUGAUAUUUUUUAUCUUGACUGGUUAUCUCUUAUAAUAUAUUUCAUCUUCUCAGUGGUUACAUUUACCUAUGUUGUUUACAGUAUAUGAGACAGUUUUAAAGAGAAUCUGUUUUGUAAAAAGCAAUAUUCAUUUAACUACUAUUGCAACCUGCAUUUUAAGCCUUUUUUUGUAUGACAUCAGUCGGGGUAAAUAUUCUUUUUAUUAAAUGCCUAAAAAUAUUUUA
Anneissia japonica is the source of this 3689-nucleotide messenger RNA. RefSeq names its product squamous cell carcinoma antigen recognized by T-cells 3-like. Gene Ontology annotation, molecular function: RNA binding; protein binding. Gene Ontology annotation, biological process: RNA processing. The transcript is spliced from 22 exons. The coding region runs from base 90 to 3137 and encodes 1015 amino acids. The record is from RefSeq and is a predicted model, not a curated record. NCBI's taxonomy places the organism in Eukaryota, Metazoa, Echinodermata, Crinoidea, Comatulida, Comatulidae.